Molecule: messenger RNA, 663 nt
Organism: Acaulospora colombiana
Lineage: Eukaryota; Fungi; Glomeromycota; Glomeromycetes; Diversisporales; Acaulosporaceae
Source: the annotation of a GenBank genome assembly
AUAUCAAAACCUAGAUGACGAAUUGAACCAAGGCGCCGCACAACUUGCUAAAACAUACGAUCCAGAGGAACAGCGCACUAUUGGGAACGCAGACCCAGAGCAGAACAAUCCCGAAGCAGUGGCGUAUUGGCAGAAGAGGGCAAGAGACGAUCUUUUUCGAAACGCAUUGGGAAUAUUUGGCUACCCGUCUCUACGAAUGGAUCCUGAAAAGGUGAGAGGCAGAUCAGCACUACUAGUCUUGCGAGAAUAUAGACCACUGAUCCGUCACCGUAGACUUCCAGACCUUCAAAAGAAAGCAAGGUUGCGAUUACACCAGAUGGAAGUAGAAUUGGAAAGCCUGCCCAAACCGGUCGACAAUCCUAUCGGAUACAUGGAUAACUUGAUAUGGGAGUUUAACAGAAAGAUUGAGCAAGCCACCGAUAUCCACAAGUUUCACAAUCCACCACUCACUCAAGCUUGUCGUGUGCGAUUGGAGGAAUUCGAUGAUAUGCUAGUGUAUCAACUUCACCCUCGAUUUCGCCCAUUCUCCCGUGAGAUAUUGAGAAAGGCUCCUAUGAAAGAGUAUCAAGAAGAACAUGCUACCCCAGCAGAAAUCCCACAGAUGAACCGGAACAUCCAAAUUCCCGAGCCCAUAUAUCUAGAGGAGGUGAUGGCGAGAUCCAA